CGAGCUUUCUCUAGCUCUCGACCUACACUUAAAACUUUCCUUUCCCAAUUACAUAUCAUCAAUUGGCUAUAUCAUUCUCAAAACGAGCUAUUUCCAUGAACAUGCAUCGAGCCUUCAACUCUCGAGUAGCCUUCCGGGCCAUGAGCCGAGGCAUUGCCCCUGCGACUUGCGUAGGAGCUUUCAUUGCAACUCGACCCGUCAUCCGUUGUGAUGCCCCGACACUUGCUACAGGGCCUCCUCCACGCCGACGUCCUCUAGAGGUUUCGCCUGAUACGGUUCGUCAGCUUUCUAGUGGAAGUGUUGCUGGAUUUGGAAUCGGCGUUGUAGUAGCCCUCUUUUCCCGCACCCUCGCACUUCUCACUGGAUUAAUUGCCUUUUCCAUCCAUGUCGCAUCUCGCUGGGGUUUGGAUAUUCCUCGGACUCUUGGUAUCGAGAAGCUCUUGAAGAAUAGCUCGGUAUGGAACAAGAGCAAGGAAAGGCCAUUAUUCACUGCGUCGUUUCUUGUAACAUUCAUCCUAGCUACCUUCGUACGUCUAUAGUAUUGCUCAGGCCGAUUCCGUUACUUCACUCAAUGUGCUGGGUCUCCCUCUUGAGCCAGGCCAAUGUCACAUUGUCUCCCUCGAAAUAUUCUUGCGUCUUCUCCAGAACCUUUGCGUUGUAAGUGUUGAGCCACUCCUUCUCUUCAGACG
Molecule: messenger RNA, 689 nt
Organism: Fusarium odoratissimum NRRL 54006
Lineage: Eukaryota; Fungi; Ascomycota; Sordariomycetes; Hypocreales; Nectriaceae
Exons: 3
Coding region: 96-539 (147 amino acids)
Source: RefSeq, a predicted model, not a curated record